Messenger RNA from Artibeus jamaicensis (Jamaican fruit-eating bat), 2158 nucleotides. RefSeq names its product KASH domain containing 5 (gene KASH5). Gene Ontology annotation, cellular component: lateral element; meiotic spindle pole; nuclear outer membrane. The coding region runs from base 190 to 2037 and encodes 615 amino acids. The record is from RefSeq and is a predicted model, not a curated record. Gene Ontology annotation, biological process: chromosome localization to nuclear envelope involved in homologous chromosome segregation; telomere localization; spindle localization. Gene Ontology annotation, molecular function: dynein complex binding. Lineage: Eukaryota; Metazoa; Chordata; Mammalia; Chiroptera; Phyllostomidae. The transcript has 20 exons.
CGCCGGAGUGACGUUCAUUCACUUCCACGCCGGACAACUGCCGUUCGUCCUUCGUGACCCUCGCCUGCGUCCCGAGGGUGGGACGUGGCCCCAGGAGCUCUCAAAAUAGCCAGUCCCUUUUCGGUCCCUCCCAGUGAUGGAGGGCAGCUGUUAGCCUCGCCAGCAGCUUUGGAGCAACAAGGGCGGCCCAUGGACCUACCGGAGAACCAGGCGGAUGGUCCUGCUUCACAAAUGUACCUCUGGGACCAGCCGGAGGAGGGGCUCCCGGGGACUCCGCUCAGCUCAGAGGAGCAAAUACUCAAGUCCACCUUCGAAGCCUGUGACCCCCAGAGGACAGGCUUUGUGGCUGUGACCCACGUACUGGCCUACCUGGAGGCUGUGACUGGACAGGGCUGCCAGGACACACGCCUCCAAACGCUGGCCUGCAGCCUGGACCCCAGCAGGGAGGGCCCUCAGGCCACUGUGGACUUGGACACAUUCCUGGUCGUCAUGCGGGAUUGGAUCGCUGCCUGCCAGCUGGAUGGACGAUUAGAGCUGGAAGAGGAGACCGCCUUCGAGGGGGCCCUGACCUCCCAGCGACUGCCAUCUGGAAGCCCAAACGCCGAGGAGCCAGACAACCUGGAGAGCUUCGGAGGCGAAGACCCCAGACCUGAGCUGCCCGGCACAGCCGACCUGCUGAGCAGCCUGGAGGACCUGGAGCUCAAUAACCGCAGGCUGGCCGGGGAGAACGCCAAACUGCAGCGCAGUGUGGAGACGGCCGAGGAGGGGUCAGCGCGCCUCGGGGAGGAGAUCUCGGCGCUGCGUAAGCAGCUCCGCAGUACCCAGCAGGCCCUGCAGCUCGCCAAGGCCGUGGACGAGGAGCUGGAGGACCUGAAGAGCCUGGCCAAGAGCCUGGAGGAGCAGAAUCGCGGUCUUCUGGCCCAGGCCCGGCAGACAGAAAAGGAGCAGCAGCAUCUAGUGGCGGAGCUGGAGACUCUGCAGGAGGAGAAUGGGAAGCUGCUGGCCGAGCGGGACAGAGUGAAGAGGCGGACUGAGGAGCUGGCGGUGGAGAAGGACUCUUUGAAGCGGCAGCUCUGUGAGUGUGAACACCUCAUUUGCCAACGAGAAGCCGACCUCUCUGAGCGCGCUUGCCACGCAGAGAGUCUGGCCAAGACCUUGGAAGAGUACAGAACAACAACUCAGGAACUGAAGCUGGAAAUCUCACACCUAGAGGAGCAGCUGAGUCAGAUCCAUAAGGGGCCAGAUGAGCCGCCCAAAGGGACUCAGGCAAGAAGAGAGGACUGGGCCAAGCUGCUGCCCCCAUCACUGGGCAUGGAGAUCCGGGCCCUUCAGCAGAAACAAGAAGAGGCAGCCGCUGAUCUCUCCAGCCCCCUGUGUGGGGUGUGGCAGUGGCAGGAGGGCCUUGACGAGAGCAGUGAGGAGGCUGAGGGACAGAGAAACUUCCAGGGAGAGCCAGCAUACCGUCAUGAAGGAAGGAAGGGGCAGUCAAAGUGGUUGCCCAGAAGAGAGGAAGAGGAGGAAGCAGAGACCCGGGUCGUGCAGCCCUGCCGCACCGGACCUGCGCCAAGCCCUGGUGCCUGUGGAGAAGAAGCUGGUUCCUGCCGGGAGGCCGGUCUGGGGCCAGCUCUGCCUGUGCCCCCUGCACCCCCGCGGACUCAGGGUCGCUGGGCACCGGCUGACCCCCGCCCCCGUCCUGGGCCUGCUGCUGCUGCUGCUGCUGCUGUCCCUCCUGCUGCUCGGCCAGUCCCCGCCCCCCACCUGGCCGCACCUCCAGCUCUGCUACCUGCGGCCGCCUCCCGUGUGAGCCCCUCAGAGCAACGUCUAGUUCAACUGCCUGGCGGCACCACCCCUCGCAACAAGGGAGAUGGAGCGCCUCUCCGCACAGAAAGAGGGACGAGGAGAUGUGGCCCACGGCACAGAUGUCCACUGUGUGUGGUGCAGGCGGCCCCUGGGCAGUGGGCCGCUGUGUCAUUUGCUCAAACCACAGACAGUGACCAUCUGUUUGCCACAGCUAGACCUCCAAAGGUAAAGCUGUAGCCAGAGGGGCGCUGCAGUGCCAGGCCGAGGGGCGUUCCUCCUCCCCAAGGGCGAUCGGAGUUUUGGGGGGUUUCAUUGCUUGUUUCUGGUUAUUUGCAUUUUAACUGAGGUAUCACUUACA